Paramecium octaurelia is the source of this 1373-nucleotide messenger RNA. NCBI's taxonomy places the organism in Eukaryota, Ciliophora, Oligohymenophorea, Peniculida, Parameciidae. The record is from the annotation of a GenBank genome assembly.
AUGCUAAUUCCUUUUUUUACUUUCAUUUUAGUCGUCUAACUUAUUCGUACUUAAUAAAUGGAUAAUAUAACUGUCAUUUUUAAUGCAGAUAACUCAUGGAAAGCAAAUAUGAAUACUGAAAAAGAAUCCAUUUUUUAAGUUAACAAGUUAUACACAAAAUAUUGUUAUGUCAGGAUUAGUUUAUUAAAAAGCGAUCCUGGUCUACUUAUAAUCGCAGAUUAUCAAAUUUUACCGAAUACUAGCUUUCAUGAAAAUUAUAAACAAGGAGAAAAGAUAGAUAGAAUAAGGUAAAUUAUUUUUAAUUAUAUUCUAUUUUAGCCAAAUCGAAAAUAGAAAAACUAGGUUUCUUAAAUUAAAGACUGGAAUGGGUCAAAUCUAUAUUUAUGUCAAGGCAAACAAUACAAAUAAUAUAUACAACAUUUCGAUUAUUGGGAGUAAUGAAGAAUAUUGUGACAAUGACUGUAAUAACAACGGAAUUUGUUAGGUAUACUUAAUUACAAUUAUAAGGCUAAAGGAUGUAUUUGUAAUAAGUCUAUUAUUGGGAAUGAUUGUAAUCUGAUUGCUGAAGAAGUGUUUGUAGGAACAUCAAAAUUACUCAAUAUAUCGACUGAAAAAUAAAUAAAAUAUUUCUAUAUAGAUAUAAGCCCUUUGAAGAAUUAAAAACUUAAAAUUGAUUUUAAUGUGUCAUAUCCUUUGAAUUCAAUAGACGAUAUGAGUGAUCUCUGUUUAACUUUUUGGUCUACUCCAGGAAAAAGUCUAAUAACAAAAGAUCAUUAUGAUUAUGAAGAUUAAUUCCCCCUUUACUAUUAUGUUUACUGGCAAUUAAUAGGUAUAAAGCAAGGAUUUUCAGAAAUUUUUUAUGAAAUUCCACCUAAUUUAGCUGUUUUUUAAAAUUAAUUUUUAACCUUUGCAGUAACAAAAGAUUGGGAUACAGAUGACAAUACUAUAUUAUAGAUGAAUUUUAUUUAAGAUGGUAUUACUGAUGAUGAUGAAAUGUUGUAUGAGGAUGAGAAUGAUGAUAGCGAUAAAACUAAUAAGUUACUUUCCAUCAUCAUCCCAAUUGUCGUUGUUACACUAAUAACACUUACAGUCAUAGUUUGGUAUCUGAAAAGGAGAAAACGUUUAGUUAAGGGUGUAGCUAAAUAGAACCAGUAACAAUAAAAUGUUCAAGAGCCUGAAAAAUGUGGGAUAUGCUUGGAGGAUCUUAAUACUGCAUAUAAGGCAAUAAUCAAGAUUUAAUGUGGGUAAAUAACAUUGAAUAAUUUAGUCAUCAAUUCCAUCUCGUAUGCAUACAAGAUUGGGGUAAAAAACAAUAAGGAGAAAAGUAAUGUCCAUUUUGCAGAAGACAGUUUAAUCCUGAUCAACUUUAAUGA